This is a messenger RNA of Colletotrichum scovillei, 5352 nucleotides long. RefSeq lists its product as uncharacterized. NCBI's taxonomy places the organism in Eukaryota, Fungi, Ascomycota, Sordariomycetes, Glomerellales, Glomerellaceae. Bases 1992 to 4346 code for a protein of 784 amino acids. Gene Ontology annotation, biological process: regulation of glycogen biosynthetic process. Gene Ontology annotation, cellular component: protein phosphatase type 1 complex. The transcript is spliced from 2 exons. Gene Ontology annotation, molecular function: glycogen binding; protein phosphatase 1 binding. The record is from RefSeq and is a predicted model, not a curated record.
CACCCCGGUGCUCUCCCCCGGCCUCCCCUGCUUGACUGCUUGACCGAACACGUCCACGCCCAUACCAAGGAUCACCCCCCCGAUGGCCACCCUGGUCUUGUUGGAUUUUUUCGCCGUCUUUCGCACUUGCAGGGAUACUCCUGACCAUCAGGUACGUGCUACUACGACUCCCGCCGCCUGGGAACAGAGGGCGUGUACGAACACACCACGCACUACCACCAGAGGCACGGAGUACGGAUAUCUGUGUGCAGAGAGGUGGGAAAGUGGCUGCUUUUGCUGGCUGGCGUCUGCCACACAUCGUACGCAUUUCCCACCUUCUCCUCUACUGCACUCGCUCUCUCUCUGUCGCCGCUCUGUUCUGCAGCCCAUCGCUGACCCUGGUCCUAGUCCUACCUAGUCUUUUCGCUCGUCUCUUUCUUGCUGGGGGCGUGGCAUGGCACUGUGGGUGUGCUGGGACAAAAACCAAGCCAGCCAGACCAGACCAGACCAGACCAACCCGAACUGAGAGGUGCCUGGUACCGGUAGCUUUUUUCUCCUCGUUCCCUGUCUCUUCUUGCUGGGAGCGGCGGUGGUGUUGCACACAACCACCACUGGCACACACCACACACCACACACACACCUGGCUACCGCCCCCCAGUCUCCCACGCUCUGCUGAGGUACUUUGUACUGGGCGCGGACUGCGGUGCUCGGAACUCGCUCGCCAUUCAAAACCACUCCGUUCCCUCCGGAGCCGCCCAUCAGCUUGUUCUCUCUCCAAUCUUUGUGUGCUCCAAACACCAAAGUCCAACAUCCUCAACAUCCACAGCACAAAAAAGUCGUCUCAAGAGAUAGUCAACUUCUCGUUGCUCUUUCUUGCAUCUUUCCUGACACACGACACUUGCAUCCCGAAGCAAGAGCAGGAACAGAAUUCCAACACGGACAGACCCAAUCCCAUCCUGUCCAAGAACGAGACAUCACAACCGAAAAAAAGAGAGUCAACGGCAUAACUCUGUCACGACCCAAGGCACGGAAGGAAAGGAUUGACCCCCAUAGUUUUGCACCUAUUCGGCUGGUCUCCUCAACCCUCUACCUCUUUUCGAUCAGUCAAGCUCGACCCAGAACCUGACCGACCAUACGAUCCCCACGAACCUCGCAAGCCACCGUGCAGGGACGUCUCAUCGCCUCGCCUGAGCCUCCCAUCGGCCCCUUCUUCCUUUCGAGACACUCGAGUCCCCGUCCUUCCCCAGCUCGUCAUUGCAUUCCACCUGCUUCGACGACAUCUCCACGGGACCCUCCUCCCCAGCUACCGACAUUCCUCGUCACCAAACACACGACGGAAGUUUCUUGCCCUGUUGCUGGAACAUUGCCAGAGCAGAAAACUCGACAGUCGCCCGCCUUCCUUGAAUCGACCUUUCUCUCCCUCCAUGUAAGUGGUCAACUGCGACUCCUACACAAGAACGUAAUACACCUGUAAAAACAACAAAAAAAAUACAUCACCACCUUCGUCAUCAUUACUACUUUCCCUUUUUUUUCUCAUUGCCAUAUCACUUUCUCAGCCUUGCCUCUUUCCUUCGUCCUGUUCUUGAUUCUUAAUCGUGGGAAUUGCGUUUCCCACAGCCACCAACGCUACAGCCAUUAGCUUCUUUUUCUUUCCUUGAAUUUUUCCACUCUCUCUACCUCGUUUUCUUCCCUUAUUUUUUAUCAGUUCAGUCAUCGGAAUAGAUGCACCACAACCAAUUUCCUUACCCGACUAAAUAACCCUAAAGCCUCCCAUGGCCGCGACACAGCUGACGGGAACCUUCCAAUAACACAGAAAUCCUAAUUUCCUACCAGCGUCUCGUCGCUCAUCCUCGGCCGCUCCGCCUCUCACCUUAAUUCUUCGCUGAAUUGAUACCUAUUUGCUUUUCCGCCACUAUCCUCGAGCCGCCACACUGACGCCGUGCCGGGCGCACGAUACCAAUUUCCUCACCACACACCUUCAUCCACCACAUUUUCCGUACACAACCGCGGGAAUGCCUUACACACCACCCUCCCACCACCGAUCGCCAGCAAGCUCAGCACCGUCAUCGCCCGACGUGAGCAGACGUCCCUCCUUCCAGUCCAGCCCCAGACCGUCACUACCAAGGUCAGCAUCAUACCUCACCAAGCACAGGAGAACGCCGGCAGCGGCAGCAGGUGCUCCCACAACAAAUGGCAACUCAGACCAACCUACACCACCAGGGACGUCGGACGAUUUGAAGGGCAUGGCCACUAACAGCAGCAGUGUGAGGCAAUCACCGCCGCCACUGACAGACGAGCGAGGCAUGCCCAAGGGCGCCAUCAUUUCACCACCCGACUCGGGAAGCGAAGAGGAGGACGUCGCAGAGCGUGGAAGGCAGAUUGACAAUCUUAAGGAGCUUCAGGACAUCAUCAGCCAAAUACCCGUUAAGAGGGAAGCCUCCCCAACCAGCUCCAAGCUCGACCAGCCCGCACUAUCUCUCAUCACCAAGGAAGACCUUCCCAAGGAGGGUUUGCCCACCAGCUUCAGCACGAGCUCCCUGGACGCCCUCGCUCAGACGGUCGCCCGCCGCGUCAACCAUGUGAGAUCUAGUACCGAGCCCAGAAUAGUAAUGGAGUCGGCUUCCAUCACUGGCUCAGAAUCCGAUUCGGACGGUAACAACUUCGAGAACAAGCCGCCAAUGGUACGCAAGAAGUCUGGAGAGCUCGUCAGACCCGCACUCCGGCCCGCCUCUGCUCGCAGGCGGCCAUCCAGCAUGCCUGGCACCCCGACCUUUUCCAAGGCCGUUCACUUCGACUCACACCUCGAACACGUACGCCAUUUCCUCCAGGUUGAUCGGCCGCUCGCUGUCAGUGCCGGAUCCUCGCCGGUCGACGCCUACGACAGUGAUACCGAGUACCCCUUCCCUGGAGAGGAACGUCAGAACGCUCGCACUCCCCCAUUCGAGUGGGAGAUCGUCACGGCAAACCACCCCGCCGAUACCCCCAUCCGCAAGUCCCUGCCUGUCCGCCUCGAGAGGGUCUGGUUGUCACCCGACCAAAAGAACUUAUUGGGCUCCGUUGCAGUUGCCAACCUGGCAUUCCAGAAAUACGUUACGUGCAGAUUCACUCUGGACUACUGGAAGACAACCUCGGAGGUCGGUGCCGAAUACUCACAUGAGGUUCGCGCUCAGGACGACCAUGUCGCUCAGGACCGAUUCACGUUCAGCAUCAAGCUCUCCGACCUGGCUAACCUCGAGACGAAGACGCUAUUCUUCUGCAUCAAGUACAACGUCAAUGGCCAGGAGUACUGGGACAACAACAACGGCACCAACUUUCAGGUCGACUUCCGCAAGAAGCAUUUGCCCCAGAACGGCAAGCGAGGCCUGCAGGGCGCCGCUGGCCGCCCGGCGCUCCCACGUAGCAACCGCCGCUCGAGCCCUUCUUCGGCGCCUCGGCCUAAAUCCAUGCCUGUCGGCUUCGAUGAUUUUGGCAACCAGUCCAAGCUGAACUUUGACCAGCCCAUCCACGAGUACUUGGGCGAGUCAGGCCCGACUGCUGGACUUCGCCUCAAGAUCAACAAGUCUACCGGCAAUCUGGCUAGCGAUAACCUCUCGAGCCGACUGACUGCCCCCAGUGGACAAGCCUUCUCCAACCGCUACGACUUUGGUGCCUCCCUCACUGCUGCUGUCCAGGCUGCAAAGGACACCAUUGGCAAGGACCGCAACCAGGAUGGUCUCUAUAUGAAGAGCCAUCGCAAGAUUCACGUUCCUGCGCAACAGCCCCAGCAGGCGAAGCCGGCCCCGGCCGUGACUGCGCCCCCUGUCUCUAAGCCGGUUGUCAAGCAGCCCACUGUCCCUGGCACCGACUCCCCCAACCCUUCCCUUGCCUCGUCAUCAUACGAGGAAUUGGUCAACAAAUACUGCUUUUUCGGCUCCAAGCAGUCCAGUCCGCAGAUUAAGGAUGGCACAUUGAGAAACGGCAAGUUCGACGGAGCUGACGACGUUUUCGCGACCCGUGGAUCCAACAGCACCAGCUCGAGCUCCAACGGCAGCCCCAGCAUGGCCCACCAAGCUCAACACGCCGGACCCGCACAACACCACGCCUUCCACCUUCGCGACUCCAACCCUUAUUUUCAGCACCUGGGAUCCUACGGUGCAUCACCAGCCUCAUCUCCACUCAGUCAACCUUUGCAAAGCGAACGACCCGCGAACCAACGUCCGAGUCAGGCUACCACCCCAGCAAUAAUGAGGUCCGCUUCCCCCUCGACCUCGGUGGGUGGCUUCCCUUUCGCCGGUACGUCGCCAAAUGAAUUUCCGUACGCCCAGCAACUGCAGGAGCGCUUCCCAUUCAAUACCGAGACUCAUGCGGCAACAGCAAUUAGGGGUUAACGGCGCCGCUCGCUCCACCAUGUAAUCGCGAUCGUCUUUGCGGUCUCGUCAUUUGACUUUUCUCGAUUGUGUUUUUGGACGAAAAACUAUUUCAUCUCAUCUUUCGGACACUGGCGUUUAAUGGCAUUCGACGCCAAAAGGCCAGGGACGGCCAUGGCAUCGCGGGGAGGCGUUCAAAGAGUCGUUCAUAAUCCAUGGCCCUCCAUUCGAUUUCGCGACUUCCCGAGCAUACGAUAGGCAUUCUUCGGGGGUCAUUGGGAAAACAAACAAAACAGCCUUGCUUUCUUGGUCUUUCAUUCGUUGCCCAUCAUUGAUGAGCUCAACGCAGCGUCGAGGGAUCGAGUCUCCUUUUCGGAUGGGGGCACUCAGGAUCGAUCUGCAUACGAGGAGUUCCUUUAAUGCGUAAUUCGCUCGCACCUUCACUCUUGACCUUCAACAGCGGCUGUCAUUGCGCUUCGAAUUAUCUUGUCAUUUGUAUUUUGCUCCUCGUUGAGCUUUCUUUUCGCGCACGGUAGAGGAUCCAGGACCACCAGCACACGACAUUAGGGGUCUUAGAGGGAUACGGGCCAUCGAAUACUUGCUUUAUUGGAAUGGGAUGAUACCAGAUGACAUGAGAUUGUCUCUGUCCGCCUCAGGCGGAUGAUAUCAAGGGUGUGCACCGGAUCCCCGACCUGUUCAACUACCCCAGUACGCUGCGUGGUAUUGACAGGCUUGUUGUGGAGAUUCGGUAGCGGUUGGGUUUGGAACGGACAAAAGUUGAGGAACCGAGUCUUGAGAUUGAUUGAAGCAUCGACUCGUUCGUGACACAAUAGGUACCGGUUCAUACAAUGGGCGUUGGGAACAUGGACGCAGUCACUUAGCAGAAGCGUUCGGCCAUUUGGCUUGAUUAGUUAGGGUAGCAUGGGAAGACAAAAUAACCUGCCAUUGCUCACACAUUAUUGUUCUCUCUCGUGCCGUGACUGGACCGAGUCUUGCGUUCCAAUUUAUGUUAGUGAUGCUCUCAAUA